AUGUCGCACUGCCAUGACGAACACCACGACCACAGCCAUGGCCACGAUCACGAUCAUGGGCAUGGGGGUCACGACCAUGGGGACCACGACCACUCGGACGACAUUACGCCGGCGCUCCAGUUCAGCCUGUACCAGCACAUACGGUUCGAGGAGGUUGAGGCGCUGAACGAGGCCGUCCGCGGUGCUGGCAAGGCCAUUGUCAAGAAGACAUGGGCCGAGAGGCUGCAGCCGGAGCCUGAGCUCGCGAGCGAUACAGAUGAGCAACUCAUUAUCAAGAUACCAUUCACAGGGCAGGUGAAGCUACACUCUGUCCUGCUCCGCUCGUCCGCAUCAUCAAGCGCGCCCCAUACGAUCAAGCUGUUUGCGAAUCGUAACAACGUGGACUUCGAGAUGGCAGAGCAGCUAUCAGCCACACAGACGUUGGAGCCGGCACAGACGUCAGACGUCCAGGAGCUACCGGUACGCCGCGCGCUUUUUAGCAAGGUGCAGCACUUGACGCUGUUCGUCGAGAAAAACUUCGGCGACGGCGAAGAGGACGUGACGCGGCUGAGCUAUCUCGGCUUCCGCGGCGAGUGGAUGCAGCUCGGGCGCGCCCCCGCCCAGAUCCUGUACGAGGCAGCGCCGAACCCGAGCGAUCACAAGCUCAAAGGUCGUCGUAGGCGUGCUCUUUUUGCCACUUCUUCUCCUGACGCUCCUUCAUCACUCGGGCUUCUUCCUUCUUCUACAGACACAGCAUACAUAGCAGCCGCAUUAAGCGGCACACAUCGAUCCCCCCGAGCCACGAUGGCAUCCCGGCUGCCAGUCCGCUGGGCAUCUAGUGCCGCCGCUCUAACAAAAAGCACCUCAGCGAGUCGUCCUCGAAUCCUCGUCACCUCCGAACGACACACCCUCCUCCUCCCGCGCACCGCAAAACGCGGCGUCAAGAUUGGCUGGUCGACACAGAACCCUCGCGUCAGGCCCCGACGUUUCAACCAAGAAACGGCCGGCCUACCUACGCUCACGGCCAGCCCCGCCGCGGCGCUGAAGCGCAAGGAGCAGUCAACCCCGGUGCGGACCGGUGUCUUGGCCACCAAGAAGGGCGUGUCGGCCAUGUUCAGCAGUAAGGGCAAGCGCAUACCCUGCACCAUCCUACAGAUGGACCAGGUCCAGGUCGUGGCGACGAAGACGCGGGCGAAGAACGGCUACUGGGCCGUCCAGAUCGGCUGCGGCCAGCGCGAGGCCGACAACGUCACCCUGCCGCAGCUCGGGUACUACGAGGCGCGAGGCAUCGCCCCCAAGUCUGACCUGGCCGAGUUCCGAGUGCGCGGCGAGGAAGGGCUGCUGCCCAUAGGCUUGCAGCUGCAGCCCGACUGGUUCAAGGUGGGCCAGUUCGUCGACGCGCGCAGCAACAGCCGCGGCAUGGGUUUCGCGGGUGGUAUGAAGCGGCACAACUUCUCCGGUCAAGAGGCGAGUCACGGAAACUCGCUCAACCACCGAACGAUCGGUACGACGGGUCCGAGCCAGGGCGGUGGUUCGCGUGUGCACCCAGGCAAGAAGAUGCCCGGGCGCAUGGGGAACGAGCAGGUGACGAUCCAGAACCUGCGCGUGCUCAAGGUCGAUAACAAGAUGGGCAUCGUCGUCAUCAACGGCCACGUGGCCGGGCCCAAGGGCUGCAUCGUCAAGCUCGCCGACGCCAUCAAGAAGCCGCCGCCGGUCCAGACCUUCGUCGACAAGGCGAGGCGGAUAACGCUCGAGCGCGAUCCGCUGUACGAGGAGCGGCUGCUGGCCGCGCAGGAGACGCAUGAGCAGCUGAAGAAGCUGCGGAGAGAGGGCAGGAUAGGGGACGCCGCGGCGCACCGUGGUUUCGAUUGUCUAGUGCAAACCAGACAGUACUAA
Molecule: messenger RNA, 1875 nt
Organism: Durotheca rogersii
Lineage: Eukaryota; Fungi; Ascomycota; Sordariomycetes; Xylariales; Xylariaceae
Product: translation protein
Exons: 6
Coding region: 1-1875 (624 amino acids)
Biological process (GO): translation
Cellular component (GO): ribosome; mitochondrial large ribosomal subunit
Molecular function (GO): structural constituent of ribosome
Source: RefSeq, a predicted model, not a curated record